CCUGAGAGCCCCGCCCAUCGGGAAAAGGAAAUUCACUAGCCGGCUGCUCUCCUGUGGCGUCCCCUGUAUUUUGGGCUACUUCCUAGCCUUUGGGAAAGUGAAUCAUCAUCUCUCGGCCCCCUCAUCCCCCUGUGGCCUAUGGAGAAGCCAGGAUGCGGAGGUCGGGACACAAAACGGACCUACCUAUUUCACUGAAAUUUCCUCGGAGUAAUCAAGCCGCCCUUCGCGCUCCUCCCGCCUGCCCUCCCGACGCAGCUCCAUUUAUAUAGUCCAGUUCUCUAUGUAUUGCAUGUGUCAUGUGUGAGUCGUGUCUUCUCACCAGACUCAGGAGUUCCCCCUUCCGCCCUCCUUCCGAGGGCAGGGCCCCUGCCUGCCGCAGUGAAGUUCUCUAAAGUUUGAUCUAGGGUGGUCGCCCGCUCCAUUGCAGUGGAUUCCUGAAAGUUGGAGACACACGUGGACAGGAUUCCAACAAUCACAGAUGGGGGUGUUGUGUGUGUAACUACGAGGAGCAUUCGUGGCCACCAUGGAGGCAGUCCUGGACCCAGGAGACCGAGACUUGCUGGACUUCCUGAUUGAGGAAGGAGGAGAUCUGAGGGGAAUACCUGGGGAUGGGCAAGAAGUCCAGCAGGUUGAUGAGAUACUGCUUCCAGAGGUCCUAAGUGAGUGGGAUGUAGAAGAUUUUCUGACCUCUCUGCUGGAACCCUCCACCUCACCAUCCCCUCCAGACUCUUCUAGCUACAGCUUCAUUCACACUGAUCACACUUACUCCCUGAGCUGGAAUGUUCAAGCUUCCCCCCAAGAUGAUGUUUACAUUGAUCUGGAUGAUAGAGAGCUCAGAGAUGUGGCUCAAGAAUCAAGGGUCUCCUUGCAAAUGGAAGAAAUGACACUUAAGCAUGAAUUUCCUCCAUUGAUACUGACAGAUGAGGAGAAGAGGCUGCUAGAGAAAGAAGGGUUGCCACUUCCUCAGACUCUCCCACUUACUAAGGCAGAGGAGCGAGCCUUGAAACGAGUUCGGAAGAAGAUUCGGAACAAACAGUCAGCUCAAGAAAGUAGAAGGAAAAGGAAAGUGUAUGUGGGAGGAUUGGAAAGCAGGGUCUUGGCUUGUACAGCCCAAAACUUGGAAUUACAGAAGAAAGUACAGUUCUUGGAGAAGCAGAAUUUGUCUCUUUUGGAUCAGCUGAAGAAGUUCCAGGCUUUGGUAGCUGAGAUGACAACCAAAACCACCAGCAAUAGCACCUGCAUUGUGGUCCUGCUCUUCUCCUUCUGCCUCUUCCUCUUUCCUGCCAUGUAUCCCUCUGAGAUCCGGGGUGACCAACCAGCAGCUUUCAUGCUGUCUCGUCAGAUCCGUUCCAUCCCCAAUGAUGAUGAUCCCUCUCUUCUGGAGUCGCCUGCUUGGCUAAUAGUAGAGAAAUCAGAGGUCACCUCAAAUCCAUCUGAAGCUGUAACCUCUCUAGCCUCAGGCAACUCUUCCUCUGAUUCUCCUGCUGGAAUAAGUGUUGAACAGAUUCUGAAGCCAUCAGAUCCAACAUAUUCUCCUCCUCUGCCCUUGGAGGCCAUAGAGAACCAGGGCUGGACCCCCACCACACCCACCAUUAUUCUUCACGGACGACACUCCAAUGAGAUGUGAUAGGCAGAGUUGGGGGUAGGAAAUGCCAAAAUAUCUGGGAAACACUGAACAAAGUUUGAAUGACUUGAUAUACAAGCAUAUUAUCUCCUUAGGGCCCAGUGUAUAGAUAGAAAAUAAAGCUUGUAUAUCUGAGGCCAGCCUCCCAGACCUGAGAAUUCAUAUCACACUCUUACUGGGUUUUUGGGUUUUUUAUUUGUAUAUUGAGGUCUACUCCCUCACCCAGUUGAGGAUGAGAGAGUCUGGCUCAGGGCAUUGGGAUGGGGAGGGGAAAAGCUGAUCUUUUUGUAAGCAUUUCAUGCAACAAAUGAUUGGGGAGUGGAGGGAAGGUAAAUAAAUAGUGAUUGUGGUGCUUGUAUCCCCCACCCCCAUGGCUCUGCUGGGGGAAGUGAGUGGUGGGUGAUUGUCCUGAUGGCUCAGGCUUGCAGAUGGGAAGAGGGAAGGU
This is a messenger RNA of Gracilinanus agilis (Agile Gracile Mouse Opossum), 2069 nucleotides long. It is a transcript of the gene CREB3, whose product is annotated as cAMP responsive element binding protein 3. Bases 524 to 1627 code for a protein of 367 amino acids. Gene Ontology annotation, molecular function: RNA polymerase II cis-regulatory region sequence-specific DNA binding; DNA-binding transcription factor activity, RNA polymerase II-specific. Gene Ontology annotation, biological process: regulation of transcription by RNA polymerase II. The record is from RefSeq and is a predicted model, not a curated record. The transcript is spliced from 10 exons. Lineage: Eukaryota; Metazoa; Chordata; Mammalia; Didelphimorphia; Didelphidae. Gene Ontology annotation, cellular component: nucleus.